Molecule: messenger RNA, 3719 nt
Organism: Melanotaenia boesemani (Boeseman's rainbowfish)
Lineage: Eukaryota; Metazoa; Chordata; Actinopteri; Atheriniformes; Melanotaeniidae
Product: transmembrane protein 150A-like
Exons: 8
Coding region: 291-1163 (290 amino acids)
Biological process (GO): protein localization to plasma membrane
Source: RefSeq, a predicted model, not a curated record
UGCUAAGAAAACGCUGUUUUUUAAGGGAAACCAAGGUUGUUGAGGUCUGUUGUGGGCAUAGCAGGUGGAAGGUUGCUGUUGGUUGCUGGGUCCUGUGGAGCAGAGGAGUUGUCAUUUCCCCCCUUUGUCCUCUCAUGUUCUCCCUCCCUUGUGUGUGUUUCCCCUGUGUAUUAGUGCCCCCCCCCACCCCUAUCCACCCUCUACCUGAUCCCUCUUGCUGUGUUGCCACUCAAGCCUGAAGCCCCCCUCUCACUCCAUGCUUGGAUUAAAGCCAGCUCACUGCCAGCCCAAUGACUGCCUGGAUCGUCCUGCCUGUCAGCCUGUCUGCCUUCUCCAUCACAGGAAUAUGGAUUGUGUAUGCCAUGGCUGUGAUAAAUCACCAUGUGUGUCCUGUAGAGAACUGGUCUUACAAUGUAACAUGCACAGAGGAGCUGGCUCGACCAGGCUUUCCCAAGACAUGCUGCACCAUCCAGGACAUCCCCCUUAUCAGUAAAUGUGGCUCUUACCCUCCUGAAAGCUGCCUGUUUAGCCUGAUUGGCAACGUUGGAGCCUUUAUGGUGGUGAUGGUCUGCUUUCUGCGCUACGCCCAGGUGAUUGAACACAGCCACCGAUGUUGGGUCAACACCAGCGCCUUGGUGUCGGGCUGCACCAACGCCAUCGGUCUGGUUAUGGUUGGCAACUUCCAGGUGGAUCACGCCAAAUCUCUUCAUUACGUGGGUGCCGGUGUUGCAUUUCCAGCAGGGCUGCUGUUUGUGUGCUUGCAGUGUGUGCUCACCUACCGAGUGGCCAUGACCACCCUUGACUACUGGAUGGCCCAUUUCCGAGUGGCUCUGGCACUGGGAGCCAUGAUCUCCCUCGUCCUCAGUGGCAUCUUUUUUAUCCAUGAGAGCUUUAUCCUUCAGCAUGCAGCAGCCAUUUGCGAGUGGGUCUUCACUGUGGACAUCCUGGUCUUUUACGGCACCUUCACUUACGAAUUUGGCACUGUCUCCAGGGAGACCAUGAUGGCAGGCCUGCAGCAGAGCCACCACGGUUCAGGGGUCAUCAUCGGCCCCGGGUCUCGAGGCUCAACGUUGGGCAGAGCAACAAAGGGGCUCAAGUCCCCUGGAGGAAGCAGCACUUCCACACAUCUCAACUGUACCCCAGAGAGCAUAGCUAUGUUGUAGCUCUACGUCGCAGCGUAAAGUCCUGAAAAUUCGCUGCGGAGGUGCUUCAUGGGCUCCCAAAGCAAAGCAAGUUGACAGAUUCAGCAUAUGGAGGGAGAAAUCAACUUCCUAUGUCUUUAACCUUUAAACCAACAGCAGGCAUUUUCUUUGGUAAUGUUAUAUGAUCUUUUCCUUUGACCCCUGCUGUCAGUGCAGGCUGCUACAGUCAUUUACUUUUUCUUGGAAGGGGGGUUGAAUGUAUGGAGCCAGCCUGAGAACUGGAACCAUGAAUGUUUUCUGAGAUUGGUGUUUAUAAGGGUGUUUCUGCAUGAGAAUAGGGUGUUGCCUGAAAGGUAAUCAUUUUUCAAAACUGUGUCACAGGUUCCUUGAUAAAAAGAAAAAGUUCCUAAAGCCCACAAAGUUUUGUCCCCCUGCCCAACAACCUGACUCUUCUCUCGAAUGCUUUGCGUGGCCCACCUGUUUUAGCUUUUUGCUUACCUCUGCACGGCACACCUCCCAAAUGGAGUAACAAAAAUUUAUGUUGUAAUUUUACAUAGUAAAUAGAAAAUAUUGAAUGUUUGAGAAGUGUAUAAGUAAAGUAUGUUUGAGCUGUUCAGUAGACAGCCUCCUUUUAAAUCAAUCAGACACAAAUUAUCUAAAAGGUAUUUAAAACAUAAAACUCACCUGACAGUUUUGGUAGGUUGCACUGAUAGUUUGAAUGCUAACGUCAUUUUUAAAUGAGUUUACAUGUCGGUCUCGAUCAUUUUUCAUGCGACUAAAAGCAAACUAUCCAGGUCUUUUCUGUUGUAAUGAACCAUUUUUGCGAGGAUCAGGUAAUCUCCUUUAUCAUUUCAAUAUCCAACAUAAUGAAAGAUCUGAUGGAUUAUUUACUAACUGACAUUUCAUGUUACCUUUUUUAUGUCAUAGAUCUCAUGUCUGAUGCAAUAACUGCCAUCAAUCAUUCAAUAAUUUAUGCUCCACUGGAGUGAAUAAUGCCUUUUUCAGUGUGUUGAGUUGAGCGCAGAGCUCUUGUUCAGUAGAUGGAGUGAAGGACGUUUGAAGUAGCCUACAGCACAUCUAAUAAAUGUAACCAGUGGGUGUGUGAAGGUUAAAAGUAUAAGCCGUUGAACGUAUUUACAAAAUAAGUUGUCAACACACUGAUGUAGUUCCAGGCUGGACCUUCGGAAGCCUUAUUUGAGUUUAAAGUCUUUUCUAGUAAGUAUGAAGUUCUCAGAAGUUUUAUGGAGAGUGUUUGUUCAGGAGGAAUGGUUGAUAUGUUUGCAAACCUCACAGUAGUGUCAAAAAUUACAACACGACACUACCAUACAGGAUGCAGACAUCAAAUUGAACUAUUUCUUCUUUUCUUUCUAAGAUAAUUUCUGUUGCCAAUUUUUCUGUUUGUUUCUUUUGUGAACUAGCUGAAUGCCAGACUGCCACAAACCAACACUGCUCAAACUAAAGCUAACCAAUGCCACAAAAUGUAGUUUAUACCUAAGCUUCUGUUAAAGAAGCUUAGCAGUUUCUUCCUGAUAUAUUUCAUCAAACAUAUAUCCAACAGUAUUUUUCCUUUUGCAUAGUCUUGAUAUAUUUCAAACUGUUUGACACACUGGAUGCCAGCAAUACAUGUCUUUAAAAGGUCACGUCUCCUACCUCUUAUCUUUUGCGGGUUUGAUGUUUAAAAGUGAAAGCUGCAGAUUCAACAUGUGCUCUAUGUCAGACUGACUUGAAGAUGAAAGUGUCUCAUAUGAUGGUGGUUCAGCAAUCCAAAGCUCGCUCCACAAGUGUCAGAACAUGACAAGAGCUGGAUGUGCUGUCACAUGUACUGUCACACAUGCUGCAUAAUCACAUGGCAGUUUUCUUUCUCUCUGUUUAAAUGAUCUACUUUCUAUUCUUUGUGAGACUGCAGUUGUCCUGUCUUGUUCUGCAGACAUUGCCAAAAAAGAAUGAGAUCUACUGGAGUCUUUUUUUUUCUUCUCCGAGGUGUAUGAAUUGCUCUAAGUUCACGGUUUCAGCCUUAUCCCUUUUACUUGGCCAUAACUCUUUUGUGUGUGUUUAACUUAUUUUCUGCUGUAGCCUUUUUCACCUGUAACCAAGUCACCAUGUGUGACUCCAAAUGGCAGCUUGUGUGAGCCCUCACAUCAGGGUUGGAACAGCUUCUCACCAUCCUCCACAUGCCAAAUAAUACAUUGAAAGGUGUUUUUUUUUGUUUUUGUUUUUUGGUUUCUCUCUCUGCUUUUUUGUUUGGGAAAAAUAUGCACUUAAAUAAGGUAUAAAAUGGUAUGGUUUGUGGUAGAACACCGAACUCUGUUUUGAAAAAGCGUCUGACCUACACGUCUUGAACUCUGAACAGCAACACAGAUACAAAUGUCUACAAAAUGUACUGCUCCUGUUUCCUUUAAAUUUGAAAACUAUGUUACAGAAUGAUAAAGGAGGUGUCAGAAAUCCCUGAAACAAGUAAACACAAAAUAUUUUGUUUCCUUUUUAUAAAUUCUGUAAAUAUGUAUGAUUUGUCUAUCAUUUAGGUAUUUUCAUUUGAAAGAGAUUUAUAUUCAAAUAUGAAAUAAAAAUAAAUUAUUA